GGCGCGGAGGCAGGGAUCCGGAGCCUUGGAGCGACCCAGCCCUCUCCUCGCCGCCCUCCCGCGCCGGCGACGGUGCGCAGAGACCCGAGCGAACUCCGAGACCGCACGGCGGAGGCAGAGCGGCCGGCGGCGGACGUGGCCGCGCAGCGCACCCGCCGCGGAGCAGGGAGCCGCGCCUUCCCCGACCCUCCGCUGCAACCCGGCGCCGGCCGCCUCCCGGCCCCUCUGCGUCCUCCGCUGGGGCCGGCGCUCGCGAUGCCGAUUGGAGCCUCCAGUCUUCCGGCCCGCUGAAGACGCAGCAGCCGGUCGCCCGGAGCCGGCGGGGACUGCCAGCGGAUCGUGCUCGGUGGACGCCUGGGCUGCGGAGCGCUGGGACUCCGGGGGCAGGGGGGAGGGACCCCUCUGUCGGUGCCCGGAGCCAGCCGCGGCUCGAAGGGUCUCUCUCCCCUGCCCUUAGCUCCGCCACGGACUCCGGGAGGCUGCGGGUGGCGUCCUGGGCUCCCCAGCCGACCGAUCGGACUUAAGAAGGUGAUCGCUCUGCUCUCCCACCCCCUUCCCUCCCCCUUCUCCCCCACUCAACUUUUUGUUUCUGUUCACCCGCGGCUCGGCCCCCUCCCCGCAGACCCACCCGCGGCUGUGCCAACUGCCCGGGGCAUGGGUCCCCCAACACGGCUUUUGGAGGCCCCGCGGCCUCGCAAGAUAUGAGCGGCCCGCCCGGGGCAGAGCCGGAGCUCCAGGAGCGGAGCCGAUAGCCCCAGCCUCCCCACGCCAGGCGGGGAGCGGUGCGCGCUGCGCCCCCGCGGUGCUGAGCGUCCCGGAGCGCCCCAUCCAGGGCUGGAACGAGUAGCUGGCCGGAGGCGCGCCGCGGAGAGCAAGCUGUCAUGCCCUAUUGAUCCCCCCUGCCCCCCGCCAAGUAUGUUUGGGCUGGACCAAUUCGAGCCCCAGAUCAACAGCAGGAACGCUGGCCAGGGCGAGAGGAACUUUAACGAGACCGGACUGAGCAUGAACACCCAUUUUAAGGCUCCAGCUUUCCACACAGGGCCACCCCCUGGCCCCGUGGACCCUGCCAUGAGUGCUCUGGGCGAGCCCCCGAUCUUGGGCAUGAACAUGGAGCCAUACGGCUUCCCCGCGCGCGGUCACUCGGAGUUGCACGCAGGGGGGCUGCAGGCGCAGCCCGUGCACGGCUUCUUUGGCGGCCAGCAGCCUCAUCACGGCCACCCGGGGAGCCACCAUCCCCACCAGCAUCACCCCCACUUUGGGGGCAACUUUGGUGGCCCGGACCCGGGGGCCUCGUGCCUGCACGGGGGUCGCCUGCUCGGCUAUGGCGGCGCAGCCGGCGGCCUGGGCAGCCAGCCGCCCUUCGCCGAGGGUUACGAGCACAUGGCGGAGAGCCAGGGGCCAGAGAGCUUCGGCCCGCAGCGCCCGGGAAACCUCCCGGACUUCCACAGUUCGGGAGCCUCCGGCCACGCCGUGCCUGCCCCGUGCCUGCCGCUGGACCAGAGCCCUAACCGAGCGGCCUCCUUCCACGGCCUGCCCUCCUCCAGCGGCUCCGAUUCGCACAGUCUGGAGCCCCGGAGGGUGGCGAACCAAGGAGCCGUCGACUCGCUGGAAUACAAUUACCCCGGCGAGGCGCCCUCGGGACAUUUUGACAUGUUUUCGCCUUCUGACUCCGAAGGGCAGUUGCCUCAUUAUGCAGCCGGUCGCCAGGUUCCCGGGGGCGCUUUCCCGGGCGCCUCGGCCAUGCCCAGAGCCGCGGGCAUGGUGGGCUUGUCCAAGAUGCACGCCCAGCAGCCGCAGCCGCAGCCGCAGCCGCCGCAACAGCAGCCGCAGCCGCCGCAGCAGCAGCACGGCGUGUUCUUUGAGAGGUUCGGCGGGGCCCGCAAGAUGCCUGUGGGUCUGGAGCCCGCAGUGGGCGCCAGGCACCCGUUAAUGCAGCCUCCGCAGCAGGCCCCGCCGCCCCCUCAGCCACAGCCCCCGCCGCAGUCGCAGCAGCCGCCGCCGCCGGGGCUUCUAGUCCGGCAAAAUUCGUGCCCGCCCGCGCUCCCGCGGCCCCAGCAGGGCGAGGCGGGCACGCCCAGCGGCGGCCUGCAGGACGGAGGCCCCAUGCUGCCCAGCCAGCACGCGCAGUUCGAAUACCCCAUCCACCGGCUGGAGAACCGGAGCAUGCACCCUUACUCCGAGCCGGUUUUCAACGUGCAGCAGGCUCCACAGCAGGCGCCCAACCAGCGGCUGCAGCAUUUCGACGCGCCCCCCUACAUGAACGUGGCCAAGAGACCGCGCUUCGACUUCCCGGGCGGCGCGGGAGUGGACCGCUGCGCCUCGUGGAACGGCAGCGUGCACAACGGCGCUCUGGACAACCACCUCUCGCCCUCCGCCUACCCGGGCCUGCCCGGCGAGUUCACGCCGCCCGUGCCCGACAGCUUCCCCUCGGGGCCGCCCCUGCAGCACCCCGGCCCGGACCACCAGUCCCUGCAGCAGCAGCAGCAGCAGCAGCAACAGCAGCAGCAGCAGCAGCAGCAGCAGCGCCAAAACGCAGCCCUCAUGAUUAAACAGAUGGCGUCGCGGAAUCAGCAGCAGCGGCUGCGCCAGCCCAACCUAGCCCAGCUAGGCCACCCCGGGGACGUGGGCCAGGGCGGCCUGGUGCAUGGCGGCCCGGUAGGCGGCUUGGCGCAGCCGAACUUCGAGCGCGAAGGCGGCAGCGCGGGCGCGGGGCGCCUGGGCACCUUUGAGCAGCAGGCGCCGCACUUGGCGCAGGAGAGCGCGUGGUUCCCGGGUCCGCACCCGCCGCCCGGAGACCUGCUGCCGCGCAGGAUGGGCGGCUCGGGCCUGCCUGCUGACUGCGGGCCGCACGACCCCAGCCUGGCGCCGCCCCCUCCGCCUGGCGGCUCUGGGGUGCUGUACCGGGGCCCUCUGCCGGAGCCGCUGAGGAUGCCCGGGGAGGGCCACGUGCCCGCGCUGCCUUCGCCCGGCCUGCAGUUCGGGGGCAGCCUGGCCGGCCUGGGCCAGCUGCAGUCGCCCGGGGCCGGGGUGGGGCUGCCCAGUGCUCCCCCGGAGCGCCGGCCUCCGCCGCCGGACUUCGCCGCGCCCGCACUGGGGGGCCAGCCCGGCUUUCCGUUUGGCGCGGCGAGCCGGCAGGCCACGCCACACAGCGGUCCAGGCGUGAACUCACCCCCCAGCGCGGGCGGGGGCGGGGGCGGCUCGGGCGCCGGCGGGGGCGGCGGGGGUGCGUACCCGCCGCAGCCUGAUUUCCAGCCCAGCCAGCGCACCUCGGCCAGUAAGCUGGGCGCGCUGUCGCUGGGCUCCUUCAAUAAGCCCAGCUCCAAGGACAACCUGUUCGGCCAGAGUUGCCUGGCUGCGCUCUCCACCGCUUGCCAGAACAUGAUCGCCAGCCUGGGGGCCCCCAACCUCAACGUGACCUUCAACAAGAAGAACCCGCCCGAGGGCAAGAGGAAACUGAGCCAGAAUGAGACGGACGGCGCGGCCGUGGCGGGUAACCCGGGCUCGGAUUACUUCCCGGGAGGGACUGCUCCGGGGGCCCCGGGACCCGGAGGCCCGUCGGGGACUAGUAGCGGCGGCUCCAAAGCCUCGGGGCCGCCCAACACGCCCGCCCAGGGGGACGGCACCAGUCUCUCCCCCAACUACAACCUAGAGUCGACGGCGGGGAAUGACGGCAAGCCAGUUCCCGGGGGUGGGGGCCGGGGCCGGGGCCGCAGAAAAAGGGACAGCGGCCACGUGAGCCCCGGGACCUUCUUUGACAAGUACUCGGCAGCCCCGGACAGCGGGGGCGCCCCUGGGGUGAGCCCGGGGCAGCAGCCGGCGUCGGGCGCCGCGGGCGGGGGGAGCUCCGCGGGGGAGGCUCGCCGGGCCACGACCCCCCACGAGAAGGCGCUCACGUCGCCGUCCUGGGGGAAGGGCGCCGAGCUGCUCCUGGGCGACCAGCCGGACCUCAUGGCGUCCCUGGACAGCGCGGCCAAGUCGGACGGGAGUUCGCCGCACGUGGGCGAGUUUGCCUCGGACGAGGUGAGCACGAGCUACGCCAACGAGGACGAGGUGUCGUCCAGCUCCGACAACGCCCCCGCCCUGGCCAAAGCGAGCAGGAGCCCCCUGGUGACCGGCUCACCCAAACUCCCUCCGCGUGGGGUAGGCGCGGGGGAGCACGGCCCGAAGGCGCCCCCGCCCGCGCUCGGCCUGGGCAUCCUGUCUACCUCCGCCUCGACCCCCGACAGCUACGGGGGCGCGGGCCACCCGGGCACGCCCGGCCUGGAGCAGGUCCGGACCCCGACGAGCAGCGGGGCGCCGCCCGACGAGAUCCACCCGCUGGAGAUCCUGCAGGCGCAGAUCCAGCUGCAGAGGCAGCAGUUCAGCAUCUCCGAGGACCAGCCCCUGGGGCUCAAGGGCGGCAAGAAGGGGGAGUGCGCCGUGGCCGUCGGGGCCCCGGGCGCGCAGAACGGCGACGGCGAGCUGGGCAGCUGCUGCGCCGACGCUGUCAAGAGCGCCAUGAGCACCAUCGACCUGGACUCGCUGAUGGCCGAGCACGGCGCGGCCUGGUACGUGCCCCCCGACAAGGCCCUGGUGGGGGGCGCAGACGACGACAAGACGCUGGCGCCCUGGGAGAAGGCCAAACCCCAGAACCCCAACAACAAAGAAGCCCACGACCUCCCCGCGAGCAAGGCCCCGGCCGCGCAGCCCGGCAGCCACCUGCAGUGCCUGUCCGUCCACUGCACCGACGGCGUGGGCGACGCCAAGGCCCGGGCCUCCGUGCCCUCCUGGCGGUCCCUGCACUCCGACAUCUCCAACAGAUUCGGGACCUUCGUGGCCGCCCUGACUUGAAUGACAAGAGCUCCCCUCCCCUGCCAGGCCCUCCCCGCCCCGGCGCCCUCCUGUCGUCCGGAAGGGCCACUAUCGCUGAGUGGAUGAGGUUUUUGGUUUUCUAGGUUGGUACCUGCUUAGUGGCAUACGGCCCGGAAAGGGUUAAUUUAAAGGGGCAGGGGGAAAGGAAAAAAAAAAAACCUCAAAAGUUUUUUUUUUUU
This is a messenger RNA of Microcebus murinus (gray mouse lemur), 5030 nucleotides long. It is a transcript of the gene MN1, whose product is annotated as MN1 proto-oncogene, transcriptional regulator. The record is from RefSeq and is a predicted model, not a curated record. Gene Ontology annotation, biological process: regulation of DNA-templated transcription. NCBI's taxonomy places the organism in Eukaryota, Metazoa, Chordata, Mammalia, Primates, Cheirogaleidae.